AUGGCACCCGGCCAAAAGGCAUACCCGCGCGGCACUGUCAAAAAGAUUAUCAAAGCGCAUUCGAACUGCAACUUGAGCAAGAAUGUGGACGUCAUGAUCUACCUCGACUACGUCCUGUACAUGCAGACACUAGUCAAAGAGGCCGCCAUUGAGUCAAAGAAGUCUGGCGAACGAGGCAUCACGGCUCGAAGUGUCAAGAAAGUGACCUCGGACACUCUUACCAAGUUCCGAGGUUGA
Molecule: messenger RNA, 237 nt
Organism: Colletotrichum fioriniae
Lineage: Eukaryota; Fungi; Ascomycota; Sordariomycetes; Glomerellales; Glomerellaceae
Biological process (GO): kinetochore assembly; chromosome segregation; mitotic cell cycle
Cellular component (GO): kinetochore; nucleoplasm
Molecular function (GO): protein heterodimerization activity
Source: RefSeq, a predicted model, not a curated record